Messenger RNA from Sinocyclocheilus anshuiensis, 5698 nucleotides. RefSeq names its product attractin-like. Gene Ontology annotation, cellular component: Golgi apparatus. Gene Ontology annotation, molecular function: protein binding. The transcript is spliced from 29 exons. The record is from RefSeq and is a predicted model, not a curated record. Bases 1 to 3924 code for a protein of 1307 amino acids. Lineage: Eukaryota; Metazoa; Chordata; Actinopteri; Cypriniformes; Cyprinidae.
AUGGUCUCUGGUGAUGGAUUUGAUCUCUGUGGUCGUGUUAAAGAGCACUGGGUGCUUCUGCACCUUCAGGAGCCGCUUCUAGAGGUUCGGAGAGCCCUUGGCCGGGACUGGUGUCUGACGCUUGGCCUGACUCGAAUAGGCCUUCACGGCACCGUACUACGAUCUAUUCUCUUCAUCACAGCCCUCAGCGGACUGGUCCGUCUACCCGCGGCCACGGAGGCGAAGGAGUGCGAUAAACCAUGCUUGAACGGCCAGUGUAACACCGCCAGCGGCGUGUGUGUGUGCGAGCCGGGAUGGGUCGGGGAGCAGUGCCAACACUGCGGCGGCCGCUUCAGGCUAACGGGACCCUCAGGUUAUCUCUCUGAUGGACCAGGAAACUACAAAUACAAGACCAAGUGCACGUGGCUUAUUGAGGGACAGCCGAACUCAAUCCUGAGGCUUCGCUUUGAGCAUUUUGCCACUGAGUGCAGCUGGGAUCAUCUGUAUGUGUAUGAUGGAGACUCCAUCUACUCUCCUAUACUUGCUGCCUUCAGUGGUUUGAUUGUUCCUGAGAGCUACAGCAAUGAGACCGUCCCAGAGGUGGUGGCACAGUCUGGCUUCACCCUGCUGCACUUCUUCAGUGACGCGGCAUAUAAUCUCACUGGCUUCAACGUCUCCUACAGGUUGAAUAUGUGCCCAAAUAACUGCUCUGAUCAUGGGGAGUGUCGUGUGGGGAAUUCCAGUGACUCUGUGCAGUGUGAAUGUGAGGUCGGCUGGAAAGGAGAGGCCUGUGAUGUGCCCUACUGCUCCUCUGACUGUGGCUCCCCUCUGCGGGGAUGGUGUGACAGCGCCGCCAAACGCUGCCAGUGCAAACCAGGAUGGCAAGGCCUGGACUGCUCAAUAACUGUACCAGCAAAUGUUUCCUUCUGGACACGUGAGGAAUACAACGGGCAUGGCUUGGUGCGGGCGUCCCAUAAGGCUGUGGUUCAUGAAGACGUGAUGUGGGUGAUAGGUGGACAUAUGUUUAACUACACACACUACCAGAUGGUGACUGCGUUCAACAUCUCCUCUCAAAGCUGGAUGUCUUUAAACCGGUCCGUCAACUCUGUAACUGGACGCUACGGUCAUUCUCUCUCCCUGCAUGAGGAUAAAAUCUAUAUGUACGGUGGGAAGAUUGACUCCACAGGAAACGUGACAUCAGAACUCUGGGUGUUCCACACAUGGAACCAGUCGUGGGUUCUGCUGAAUCCACGUGCUAAAGAACAGUAUGCCGUCGUGGGCCAUUCUGCACACACUGUCCAGCUCCAUCCCGACAGAUCAGAGCCCGUCAUACUGGUCAUCUUCGGACACUGCCCUCUUUACGGAUACAUCAGCCAAGUGCAGCAGUACAACAUUGUAAAGAACACAUGGAGUGUUUUAGAGACUCGUGGGGCGCUGGUUCAGGGUGGCUAUGGGCACAGCAGUGUGUAUGAUCCUCAAACCCGCUCCAUCUACAUCCAUGGAGGCUAUAAAGCUUUCAGUGCCAAUAAAUACGGCCUGGCCGGGGACUUGUACCGCUAUGAUGUGGACAAGAGAAUGUGGUUGAUUCUGAGGGACAGUGGUUUUUUCCGUUACCUCCACACGGCGGUGAUUGUUGGCGGGAACAUGUUGGUGUUUGGAGGGAACACGCACAACGACACCUCAAUGAGCCAUGGGGCGAAAUGCUUCUCCUCAGACUUCAUAACAUACAGCAUAGCUUGUGAUGAGUGGAUUGUACUGCCCCAUCCAGAUCUUCACCAUGACGUCAACCGUUUUGGCCACUCAGCUGUGUAUCACAAUGGGGUGAUGCACGUGUAUGGAGGCUUUAACAGCCUGAUGCUCAGCGAUGUGCUGAGGUUCACCCCUGCGAGCUGCGCUGCUUUCCCGGAGCAGCUGGAGUGUGUGACGGCUGUGCCCGGCGUGAAGUGUGUGUGGAACUCCACUACCUCCACCUGUAUGUCCUGGGACGCAGCGGCACCCCAUGACACAGAGAGCUUGAGAAACACCUGCAGUCCCAGAGGGGAUGCAGAUGGUGAAAAGUGUGACCAAUAUUCAGACUGCUACAGCUGCACAGCGAACACUAACAGCUGCCAGUGGUGCGCUGCGGUCUGUGUGUCUGGUCAUAGUAACUGCACCAGUUCCCCGGGUGGGAUAAUGGAGUAUGAGGCAUGUCCAAAGGAUAACCCAUCCUUUGUGUGCAGCAAGAAGACCAACUGUAAAAGUUGUGCCACAGAUCAGAACUGCCAAUGGGAGACGAGAAAUCAAGAGUGCACUACCCUCCCUGGGAAUAUCUGUGGGGAGAGUUGGCACCUGGUGGGGAACUCGUGUCUAAAGCUGAUCACAGCCAAGGACUCGUAUGACAACGCUAAACUGGCGUGUCGCAGUCACCAGGCGGUGCUGGCAUCCCUCACCACGCAGAAGAAAGUCCAGUUCGUCCUCAAAGAGAUGCAUAACAGAUCAUUGCAAUCAAAAGCAGUGAUCACUCCGUGGGUGGGUCUGAGGAAGAUCAAUGUCUCCUACUGGUGCUGGGAGGACAUGUCCCCCUUCACCAACUCCACGCUGCAGUGGCUGCCGGGUGAGCCCAGCGAUGCUGGUUUUUGUGGGUACCUAGCUGAGCCCACUUUUAACGGACUAAAGGCGGCGACCUGCGUCAACUCUGUGAAUGGGAGUCUGUGUGAAAGACCAACAACAACAAUUCAAACACUGUUCCACGCCCCUUCCUCUUCAGGCCCCUCCCUCAUUCCCGCCCCUCAGCCAAUGUUAAACGUCAGCUUGUGCCCACUAGAGGGCAGCUACAACUGGUCCUUUAUCCAGUGCCCAGCAUGCCAGUGUAACGGACAUAGCUCUUGUGUCAAUGAGAGUGUGUGUGAGAGAUGCGAGGACCUAACCACAGGCAAACAGUGUGAGAGCUGCAUCUCCGGUUACUAUGGCGAUCCCACAAACGGGGGCAGCUGUCAGUCUUGUAAGUGCAACGGCCAUGCCAGCAUGUGUAACUCUAACAAUGGCAAAUGCUUCUGUACCACCAAAGGCAUCAAAGGAGACCGCUGCCAUUUGUGUGAGGUAGAGAACCGUUACCAGGGCAACCCUCUGAAGGGAACGUGUUAUUACACUCUGCUGAUAGAUUACCAGUUUACCUUCAGUUUGUCUCAGGAGGAUGACCGCUACUACACUGCCAUCAACUUUGUGGCAACUCCAGAUGAGCAAAAUCGAGACCUGGACAUGUUUAUUAAUGCCUCAAAAAACUUUAACCUCAACAUCACAUGGGCAACCAGCUUUGCAGCUGGGACUCAAGCUGGUGAGGAAAUCCCUAUAGUCUCCCGCAGCAACAUAAAGGAAUUCAAAGACAGUUUCUCCAACGAGAAGUUCGAUUUCCGUAGCAAUGCCAACAUUACCUUCUACGUGUAUGUCAGCAACUUCACCUGGCCAGUCAAAAUCCAGAUCGCUUUCUCUCAACACAGUAACUUCAUGGAUUUGGUUCAGUUCUUUGUCACGUUCUUCAGCUGUUUCCUGUCCUUGCUUCUGGUGGCAGCAGUCGUAUGGAAGAUAAAACAGAGCUGCUGGGCGUCACGGCGCAGAGAGCAACUCCUGCGAGAAAUGCAGCAGAUGGCCAGCCGACCAUUCGCCACCAUCAACGUUGCCUUGGAGACGGAUGAGGAGCCACCAGACCUGAUUGGUGGAAAUGUGAAGUCUGUGCCUAAGCCCAUAGCUUUGGAGCCCUGUUUUGGGAAUAAGGCAGCGGUGCUCUCCAUCUUUGUUAGAUUACCCAGAGGCCCCGGAGGUAUUCCUCCUCCAGGACAGUCAGGUCUGGCAGUAGCGAGUGCAUUAGUGGACGUCUCUCAACAGAUGUGUCUGGGAUAUAAGGAGAAGUCGGGAGGGUUGCGUAGCCGCAAGCAGCAGCCAUUAGCACAGCCUGCCACCUGCAUCUGACAUUUACCCCUUGUCCUUUGACCUCGGACCCCUGCCAGGUCUGAGUCACAGGAACACACGCUUAUGGCUGGGUCACAUUCACAGAAGAAGCAGGGGGGCGGUCUCUGAUUGGAGAAACUGAAUCUCUCCUGGACCAAGCUGAGAGAACACUACAGGAAAUGAACUCUGAUGUGACCCUGACUGAUAGGACUUAUCCUGGGCCACUUUAUGAUAUUUAACUUAUUUCAGUUAUUUUAUUCCAUUUUUACAAUCAGGAGGAAGAAGUAUCCUUGCAUUGCUGCAUCUCUGUUGAAGGCAACACACACAAAACCUUCCUUCUGGAGACUUCUUUGGCUGCAUGGCUAUAACACAAAUACACAUAUGCACAUACAGUACAGGACUUCUUUUAGAGGCCACAAAUUGCUUUUAUUUCUUAAGAAUUAAUCGGGUUUCUGAUUUGAUGUGUAGGAAUAAGACUCAGCGAGCUGGUAUGUUUACAAGCGUUUGACUUUACAGGUCAUCUGUGACAUCUCUCCCAAGCUUUUCAUCUUUUUCACAUCCUUCCAUUCUCUCUUGAAUUAUCUCCUUUCACGUUCAUGUAGUGAUCGGAGACAUGAGUGUUUAUGUUUGCCAUAAUGAUUAUGCUGCUUCUGCUUUUAUCAUUUACUACUUCUCUCUUAUCUGAAAUCUCAGCCCAUUUUUCAGGCACAUUGCAAGGAAGGAAGAAAUAAAAGGCGACUGCAGGCAGCAGGGUGGAAUUAGAGCAAACAAGGACCUUGUUUGGGUUUCUCAAAAUGUCAGAUGUCAUUUUGGGAUGGCGAAGGAUUAUCUGCAUACACAAAUGCACAAACCUGGACCUGCGUAGGAGACCGGGGGUAUUCUCCAGGAUAUGGAGUGGAUUGCCUAGUUCAAAGGAAAGGUCAGAGAUGGAGUGAGCAAAUGUGACAUUAUGAAAUCUAAACCGGUGUAAGUGUGUGUAGCAGCACAGUCAUUACAUCUUUCAUUAUCCUGGCAUGCGUUAGUGGGUGGGCGCACAGCUGUAUCCAGACAGCACAGAUGACCUGCUUGCCGGUUCUUAGAGUGCCAUGAAUAAAGGGACACAGGUCGCUAGACCAGAACAAAUCCUCUACUAUUGAGAGCCCAAACAGGAUGUUAUUAAUCUGUCUGUGAUCUCAAUGGAAAAUUCAUGUCCUGUGACACCCAUCAAGUGUGAACGUAAGCUGGUCACAGACUGAAUGUCGUAGAGAGACCAUUUAUGAUUUUUUUCUCAUGAUCUGUUGGGGCCCAAAAGGGAAAAAUGCGCUCACACGUACACACAAAGUGAUCUAAUGAAAGGAGCUGGUCUCUCUUCCUUCAGAUGGAAGCUAAUUCUCACAUUGCUUUUCUCUGUAAGCCUCAAACAGUACUCCUCACACACCGACCGCACCAUCUAUAUACAGUGAUACUGUAGAUAUGGAGUCUGUAGUUUGUUAAUAUGUAUAAUGUAGCAGCGAGUGCAUUCAAGUUUUUUGUACAUAGUGAUGGACAGUAAUGUGAAUGCCGUCUCUGUUAAAUGACUUACUGCACUUGGCGGGUGGAGUAUCCCAGGCUUUUGAAAUAUGACUGCAUUGCAGCUUCUUUUGAAUGUAAAAUGGCGAAUGUCAUGAACAAACUCUAAACUAGCAGCCUACUUUAAGAAAAAAAAAAUAAGACCUGGAAAUUUAAACUGACCUUGUAAUUAUAUGUGUACAUAAAGAAUGUCAUAGAACAUUUUGUCUAUAAUUAAACGGUAAAAUGAAGAUGACUGCCUGUAAAU